This is a messenger RNA of Arachis ipaensis, 1032 nucleotides long. Its product is annotated as peroxidase 44-like. The record is from RefSeq and is a predicted model, not a curated record. Gene Ontology annotation, biological process: hydrogen peroxide catabolic process; response to oxidative stress. Lineage: Eukaryota; Viridiplantae; Streptophyta; Magnoliopsida; Fabales; Fabaceae. Gene Ontology annotation, molecular function: heme binding; peroxidase activity.
GAAGGAUACAUAAGCAGAAGUACCACCACACUACUCAUAAGAUGAACAGCACCACCUUAAUAAUAAUAACCUUGUUUUGUGUCUUUCCCUUGGUGUUAGGAGAAUUAAGGUUAGGAUUCUAUAGCUUCAGCUGUCCAAGAGCGGAGGCAAUUGUUCGUGAUGUUGUGCAAAGGCGUUUCAACACUGACAAAUCCAUAACCGCCGCCUUGCUUCGCAUGCACUUUCACGAUUGUUUUAUUAGAGGCUGUGAUGCGUCCUUGCUACUCGAUCCAACUGAAAACAGAACAUCGGAGAAAGACGCAGGGCUAAACCAAUCCGUACGAGGAUUCGACAUAAUUGAUGAGGCUAAAAGUGCUUUGGAACAAGCUUGUCCUUCAACAGUGUCGUGUGCAGAUAUCAUAUCACUGGCAACGAGAGAUGCGGUGGCUUUGGCGGGUGGACCAAGCUACAAUCUGGGAACAGGAAGAAGGGACGGGCUUGUAUCAGACCCAAGAGAAGUGAAACUUCCUUUACCAUCAAUGUCAGUGUUCGAGGCUCUGCAUUUCUUCACCGCAAGGGGCUUUACACUCUAUGAAAUGGUGACACUCGUCGGAGGAGGACAUUCUCUUGGCUCCACCCAUUGUAGCAAUUUUCGCAACAGACUUUCCAGCUUUCGAGGAAGCCUUGAUCCCACCAUGGAUCCUAAUAUGGAUGCAGCAUUGGGGAAGGUGUGUGGAUCGGCAAAGCAGCCAGCAACAACCGAUCCAAGUGUGUAUUUGGACCAAAUCACGCCUUUGGCAUUUGAUAAUCGCUUUUUCAACCAAAUUCUUGCGAAAAGAGGCAUACUUAACCUCGAUCAACAGCUGGCUUUGGACCCAUUAUCAAGUGACUUGGUCUCGGGUUUUGCGGCGGAUGGUGAAAGCUUGUCACAAAGCUUUGCAAGUGCAAUGAUAAAAAUGUCUUCCAUUAAUGUUACACUUGGAAAUGAAGGGGAGAUUCGAAGGAACUGUAGGGCUGUUAAUCAUCCUUUAUAGAACCAUUAUACAUUAUUAA